Messenger RNA from Suncus etruscus (white-toothed pygmy shrew), 3693 nucleotides. RefSeq names its product tyrosine 3-monooxygenase/tryptophan 5-monooxygenase activation protein gamma (gene YWHAG). The transcript has 2 exons. Bases 184 to 927 code for a protein of 247 amino acids. Gene Ontology annotation, molecular function: protein kinase C binding. Gene Ontology annotation, biological process: signal transduction. Lineage: Eukaryota; Metazoa; Chordata; Mammalia; Eulipotyphla; Soricidae. The record is from RefSeq and is a predicted model, not a curated record. Gene Ontology annotation, cellular component: cytoplasm.
CGGUCGCAGCUCGAGCCGCCGCCUCUGCUCAGCUCAGCUCAGCUCAGCUCAGCUCAGUCGCCGCUUGAGCGCCGCGCUCUACCGUAGCCUUCCGGCAUUCAGGCUCCCGCCGCGCCUUUCCUCGCAGCCCUUCCGAAUCUCCUCCUCCUCCUCCUCUUCCUCCUCCGCCCCGCGCCCGCGAAGAUGGUGGACCGCGAGCAACUGGUGCAGAAAGCCCGGCUGGCCGAGCAGGCGGAGCGCUACGACGACAUGGCCGCGGCCAUGAAGAACGUGACAGAACUCAACGAGCCGCUGUCCAAUGAGGAGCGGAACCUGCUGUCUGUAGCCUACAAGAAUGUGGUCGGGGCCCGCCGCUCCUCCUGGCGGGUCAUCAGUAGCAUCGAGCAGAAGACCUCGGCCGAUGGCAACGAGAAGAAGAUCGAGAUGGUCCGUGCUUAUCGCGAGAAGAUCGAGAAGGAGCUGGAGGCCGUGUGCCAGGACGUGCUGAGCCUGCUGGACAACUACCUGAUCAAGAACUGCAGCGAGACCCAGUAUGAGAGCAAGGUGUUCUACCUGAAGAUGAAAGGGGACUACUACCGCUACCUGGCCGAGGUGGCCACCGGCGAGAAACGGGCCACGGUGGUGGAGUCGUCCGAGAAGGCCUACAGCGAGGCACACGAGAUCAGCAAGGAGCACAUGCAGCCCACCCACCCCAUCCGGCUCGGCCUGGCACUCAACUACUCCGUCUUCUACUACGAGAUCCAGAACGCGCCCGAGCAGGCCUGCCACCUGGCCAAGACGGCCUUUGACGAUGCCAUCGCCGAGCUCGACACGCUCAACGAGGACUCCUACAAGGACUCCACGCUGAUCAUGCAGCUCCUCCGCGACAACCUGACGCUCUGGACGAGCGACCAGCAGGACGACGAUGGCGGCGAAGGCAACAAUUAAGGGCCCAGGGACUGGCCGCGCACGCCGACGAUGCUACUACUACUACUACUACUAUUACUACUACUACUACUGCAGUCUUUCUUUUCUUUCCCAUGAGGGGGGGGGUCUGGGGGGGGAGGGAGAGGGAGGGAUGACCCUUCCCUGGGAGGAGCCCGCGACCUGUCCUGUCUUUGAUUGCCUCUUUGACAUUUUUGCCAAAAUACCACUAGUGGAAAAGUCAGGCUCGCCCGUGCUGGUGAGGAAGGGAGCAGCAGCCUCACGCCGGCGCACGGACUGUUCUCUAGACGAAUUGCAAGUCGAGCUUGUCUCUGUCUUCUCAUUUAACUUAUUGCUAGCUAGUAAGGGUUGGAAGAUGCAAGAGCAAACCGGAAACGGAAUGGCCCUCGUCCACUGAGUUCUGUGGUUCCAGUAAGGAUUUUGAUGUACAUAAUGCUCUUGUCUUUUAAGUUGUGGGGUUUUUUUUAAUCUCAUCUGUUUGAGCUGUGCAUUUUCUUUUUAAAUUUUUUUAUUUUGUAGGGGGGUUACUCGUACCAGGCAUGGAGUAGUUUUAAGAAUCCCAGUCGGACAGACUUAGAACCUAAGAUACAUGGAUCCUUAGAUCUUUAGGCCUCUCCAGUUCCUUCACAUCUCUGAUUAGGCAACAGUAUUAACACUAAAUUGCAGUUUACAGUAUUACUACAUUACAGCCAUAUGUCACCUCAAGCCAUCGACCGUGUUGUGUUUUUUUUCCUUGGGUCGUUCCUUAGCCUUCUUCAUCCUCCUGCGGCCGUACCCAGGUUGGCUUGGCUGUUCCGUCUCCUCGGCUGGCUGCUCAGCUCGGCUUCCUCGGUGCUUGGCAGGCGGCAGUGGGCACUUUGCCCUUCUUUCCUUUUCCUCUGUAAAUCCAUCACUGGAACGACCCAUCCAUCACUUGACUAUGAACAUUCAACACCACAAAAAAGGGGAGAAAAUUCAGGUCUGUAUGUCAUCCCUGUGUGGUCUCUGCCGAGCCUGCCGUGACCCUCAGCUGCCCUGGAACCUUCCCAGGGCCUCCCCUGUGGCCACAUCACUCGCGCUCUCUGCGCUUGAGUCUUCCUGCUAGGCUGUGGCCAUCACUGCUUGGUGGGGAGAGGGAUGAGGGGCCUGUUACAAGGGUGGCACAGCAUGCGGGGAUUCAGGUGCUAGACGCUCCCUGGGAGAAAAACCCCAACGAAAGGAAGGAAGCAAGCGAGCGCUCUGAUCAACAGCUGGUGCUGGAGCCCUGGGUUUGUGACCGGUGUCCCAUCCCACUACUCCCCCCUCCCCCAAACCGCCCUUCUGGGUCAAGGCAGCGAGCAGGCAGCCUCAGACCCUUCUCAGAGAAUUGAGACUCAUCUGAUUUGACUAAGACUUUAUAUAUCUUUCUUCCUCUUGAACUAGUUUAGCCCUAAAGCUUGGAGAUUGGCUUCUCUUGCACGCUUGGUGUGCCUUCUGGAGUGGAAGGAAAUGGACUUGCUCUGGGCACCCAUCUGUUUCCUCUGCGCCCCAAGCCCCCUGUCUCUCUCUUGGGGAACCCUCCUGUCUGAGAAUGAGCAUAUUGCUUGUGGGCUCAGCAUUUUUUCAGAGGUCAGAGACAGAGUGAUGUGCUGGGCCCUGGGGGGUUGCUUCCUGUGGGUCUGUUUUAGGAAAGGGAAAGAGGGAGAGAGAGGGAAGCUGACAUAGCAUUUGCUAAGGCCCCAUUGAGUAUCAUUUAGAGGGGAUAGGUCUGAUGGGAUCGAUGGGUCGUGAGCGGGGAGAAGGUUGUUCUGGGGUGUCAUCUCUUGUCUGCCUUGCAUGUUUCUCCUCAGCUGGGCCCUUCCUCGUGCACCAGCCAAAGGCCAGGGAGCCCACCUGGAGUUGGCCAGGAUGGAAGAGCUUGGUGGGGGGGUUGUUAAGCACUCCUUCAUCUUCAUGUCCGGCAAGCAGCGUCCAUCCGUCCUUUUGUAGCAUUUGGAAAGAAUUUACUGGAAUUACAAAACCUUUUUUUUUUUUCCUUCAAAUUUCAGCUUUGGCUCUGGCUGCUUUUUAGAACAAUGCAAGAUUUAAAAAAAAUCAUACCCGAGGGCUAAAAUUGAUGAGGGAAGCGGGGAGACUGGAUGUUUAAGCAGCUUGAAUGGUUCCUUUUCUUUUUAAAGAAAUGCACUUGCCUGUGGAAGUCUCCAGUGAAACCAUUACUCGAUCCUCCAUUACUCUGUGAUACAAUAUUGUGCAUGCUAGUGUUGUAUUUCUAUACAGUAGCUUGAAAUUUAUUAACUUAUACUGUAGGUGUUAUGUAUUCCAAUGACAAAAAAAAUUAAGUCUUCAAAUUUUUAAAAAAAAAAAAAGAUUUUUUUCAUUUAAGUUUUUUUCUUUUGGGAGUAAAGUUUGCUCUACCAAAUAGUGAUUGUAACCAAUUGAUCUGUUUUUGGAUGUUGCUAUAGUGACAUGCAGUUAUCUAUUAUGUUUUUUUUGGGGGGGGGGCAAAAGAAAAAAAAAACACCAGUGUUAGCUUAAUCUUAAUGUCUGGUGUUUGUCAUGGUGAAUUAUAACUAUUACAGUGCAGGAGAGCAACGAUUAUGUUCUCUGAAUGAGCCUUUGUGCUUUUUUGUCAUGUUAUGCAGUGAACUCUUUUUAAGGUCUAAUCAGUGAUUAUUUUUCCAACUCCGUGUUUCUCUAGGGAAUUAUUUCACACACGGACCAUUCUUAGCAGUUUUCCUCAGUGACGGAAGAUCAUGAAUGUGAGUCAUUAUGUAGCUGUCGUACAUUGAGCAAAUAAACUUACAGAUCUGA